Messenger RNA from Fusarium tjaetaba, 1686 nucleotides. RefSeq lists its product as uncharacterized. The transcript has 2 exons. The record is from RefSeq and is a predicted model, not a curated record. The coding region runs from base 1 to 1686 and encodes 561 amino acids. Lineage: Eukaryota; Fungi; Ascomycota; Sordariomycetes; Hypocreales; Nectriaceae.
AUGUCUCUCGACCAGAGAGUCCAGGUCUGGCUCAGCAACAUCCAACAAUCCACCGACGAUCCAUCGCCUGCACCCGAACCGUACGCCGACGUCCCGCCCAAUCCCAUGAAACGCCGACGAGUCGAUUCACCACCUCGUGAGACCUGGCCAAAUACCAAGCUGUCACCCAACGACCCGUUCUACAAUGCCAAGAAGAGAUGCCUCGAACUACGGGCUAGGGGAGACAUGCUCGACAAAGAUAUAGCCAAGGAGAUACGCCUCCAGGAGGCUAAAAACGACAUGCUCAGGGAAAAGUUAGCCAGAAUGGAGAAUCGAUCGCUCAAGAGACGAGCGACCGCCAGCAACCAAGUGUCCUCCGAGGUGCAGCAGCAAUACUGUAACUUCAUCAGCUACAGUACAGGCAAGGUUGAACGGCGGCUCAUCACAGUACCCAACGUACCGGCUCUUGAGCCUUCUCCACCAACAACAUCCUCUGCGCCAGGACGGGAGCAACGAGAAAUAAAAGUCGAACCAGACACCGAGCCUGUAUCAUGGCCAGAAGUAAAUCCCGAGCCUAUCACCGAGCCGAUCGAGAGAACAAUCGUGCCUGUUCCCUAUCCCAAUACAACACUGAUUGCUCCCCCUUCGCCGGAAUGGGAACGCAUACUCCGAGCAGAAGAGGAGUUGCAACGCGAGGUGAAAGCUACAAUGAGGCUCGAGACUACAAUGAGGAUACAGGUUAGAGACAGACUCGUCGCUCGAAAAAGAUCCCAAUCAUCAGAGUUGACGAGCCUCCUCAAAUGCAUCAACGACAUCUACGCUGGUCGUGGUGUCCUCCCCUCAAGUGGCCGAGUCUUCAUGAAGGCAUGGACGGGUCCUAUGCGGAAAGAAAUGGCUUGGGCGCAAGGCGGAUCUCAAAGCGAUGUUCAUUACUGCUCCAAGCGUGAUAAAGCAGGCAACGCGCCCAGUCACCAUUGUGUGCAAAAGGUCCUGCACCAGACUUCUCGCUGCAUGGGAUAUGACGCUCUGCCACACGAGUGGAACAUGGAGGUUGUUCACAAGGUUCUCGAGCUGUCAUUCAGGGAUGACAGUACCUGCAGGAAGCCUCAACUUAUCGACUUCAGAUGCAGCGUCGAUGGUGCCAUAGUUCCAGAAUACCAUACGAGUCACGACAUCCCGCAGCCCCCCGAUUUCUGCGUCUACAUCGACCCAGCCAGCGACCCAACCAGCGACAAUAUGCCAGCCCCCAUCGAGCGCUUCGAAAAGCACGUAUACAGAGACAUCUUCAACCACAUCGACCUAAGAUCUCCCCGAAACCAGCGACCGAUAGCCUUCCACAUCCACACCCUCCCCGAGAACACAGAGCACGAGCUCCAGCGCGUCAAAACGGCCUCCGCCGCACAUCGAGGGUUCCUCAAACGCCUAGUGAGAUUGAGAGAGAUAGCCGAUAACGGUUCAAGAUACGACCUGCCCGGAUUCCUCCCUGGGAUCAUCAUCUAUAAACAUAACUGGUUCCUCAGCGUUUCCAAAUUCGAUGGGGAAAAUGCAAGGUUUUAUGGGAUCGGGGAUACAGCGACUUCCAUGGGUGUUUACAAGAUCGUUUAUGCGCUGCAGAUAUUGCGGGAUUGGGUCAAGACGGUUUAUUGGCCUUGGCUGCAGGGGCUUUUAGUGGCGUGGCCUUUGGAUUGGGAUGGAAUGCCUUUGUAA